This is a messenger RNA of Musca domestica (house fly), 761 nucleotides long. RefSeq lists its product as uncharacterized. The coding region runs from base 282 to 722 and encodes 146 amino acids. The record is from RefSeq and is a predicted model, not a curated record. Lineage: Eukaryota; Metazoa; Arthropoda; Insecta; Diptera; Muscidae. The transcript is spliced from 2 exons.
ACCAGUGGCUUGCUUGCGUAUGUUGAUGAAUGGGUGACAAAUGGCUCGUAGUCUCCCCAUAGUCAUUGACAUAUCAAAGAAUUAAGCAAUUGUAUUUUUUUUUUUAUUAAUUUUGUCUUAUUACCAAAAGUUGGGAUAAGUUUUGAAACUUCUGCAAAAUGCUUGAUGGGGGUUGGUAAAUUAAGACCACAUUGAUUUACAGAGGGUCAGUCUUUAACAUCAGCUUAAGCUGGAAGCAAGUAUUUUGUAGGAAAACAAAAAAGAUUACAAAAAAGAGCGCCAUGACGAAAAUGUUGGUUGCCGCUUUAUUGCUUUUGUUGGGAGCAUUUUUACCCCUCCAUCAAGCAUUGCUUCAUGACAUACACGAUGUAAUCGAUUUCGAUUCGGUUAAUUUACGAGAUUUCCAAUUCUUUAAGAAUCUACCCUCACAAGAUCCCAAAAGAGCUGCACAGGCGAAUUUAUUUUUGGAACAUUUUCAAAAGAAAAAAGCCGUCUUGGACUAUGUGGAACAUUUAUUUUUGGGCAACUCUCCUUUCACAAAGGAAAGUGAAAUACCUUUUGAUCCCCAUUUCGGUCGUGCCUGGCGUCCAUAUUAUGUGCGUAAAUAUGGUUGGCGUGGUGAACGUUUAAUUGAUGCCCUGGGUCGUGGCUAUUCUUUGAAUCAUCUACGACAAUAUGGGGCCAUACCCAAAGAAUAUGGAACCAGAUACUAUCCGAAUUGAAAUGAGAAAAUAUGAAAAUGGAGUGAUAUUUUAUUUAUU